Artibeus jamaicensis (Jamaican fruit-eating bat) is the source of this 845-nucleotide messenger RNA. Its product is annotated as cytochrome b5. NCBI's taxonomy places the organism in Eukaryota, Metazoa, Chordata, Mammalia, Chiroptera, Phyllostomidae. Gene Ontology annotation, cellular component: mitochondrial outer membrane; intracellular membrane-bounded organelle. The coding region runs from base 129 to 533 and encodes 134 amino acids. The record is from RefSeq and is a predicted model, not a curated record. The transcript is spliced from 5 exons. Gene Ontology annotation, molecular function: heme binding.
GGUCCUGCAGCCCCAGGCACAGCAGCCGGGACUAGGGAAAUGCCCUGGCUCUGGCUGUUUUAAACGCCUGCUGCGCUCUGCCUGGCUCCACUGGUGUGUAUUGGGGGUGCAGCUCUCUGCUUUCCGAAAUGGCCGAGGCGUCAGAUAAGGCCGUUACGUACUACACCUUGGAAGAGGUCCAGAAGCACAACCACAGCAAGAGCACCUGGAUUAUCCUGCAUAACAAAGUGUACGAUUUGACUGCAUUUUUGGAGGAGCAUCCCGGUGGGGAGGAAGUCUUACGGGAACAAGCUGGGAGCGAUGCUACCGAGAACUUCGAGGACAUCGGGCACUCUACGGAUGCCAGAGAGUUGUCCAAAACAUUCAUCAUCGGGGAACUGCAUCCAGAUGACAGGGCAAAGGUACAGAAGCCUGCGGAAACUCUCAUCACUACAGUUGACUCUAAUUACAGCUGGUGGACCAACUGGGCGAUCCCGGCCAUCUCUGCGCUGGCCGUGGGCCUGAUGUACCACUUCUACAUGGCGGAAGACUAACCCCGUCCUCAGAAGCCAAUGGAAGGACGAUGGCUUUGGCUCGGGAAGAACGAGGCCUGAGUUCAUUGCUUCAGCCGACAGAAAUCUUCCCCUGAAGUAAUUUCACCCUCACAGCCUGUUUCCCUUCCUCCCACACGAGACACAAAACAAGCCCAAAGGAACCGUUCUCCUCUCUCUGCUCUCGAGCUUUUUGUAAUUCAUCAGCUUUAUGUUGCUGUUCCGUGGCUCCAUCAUUUACUUACUGUAGGCGCAGGUGUGACCUUGUAGAAAUAUAUCUGGCUUUUCAAAUACAAUACCAUGUGUGCCUGUCAA